Messenger RNA from Pleurotus ostreatus (oyster mushroom), 2715 nucleotides. RefSeq lists its product as uncharacterized. The record is from RefSeq and is a predicted model, not a curated record. The coding region runs from base 1 to 2715 and encodes 904 amino acids. NCBI's taxonomy places the organism in Eukaryota, Fungi, Basidiomycota, Agaricomycetes, Agaricales, Pleurotaceae. The transcript is spliced from 3 exons.
AUGUCGCGUUACUCUCGUGGUCGCGGUCGAGGUAUGUCAAUCAACUGGCAGGCCAACCAACGAAAGAGCGCGAGCUCGGCCCCAGGUCUCCAAAAUAGCGCAGCCUUGGGACAGACGCUUCACUUCAUCACGAAGAUCAAGUUGCAGGAACUUGAGAAGCAGCGUCUAGCUUUCGAGGCACACGCAAAAGUCCUUGAGGAAGCGAACAACACCACCGAUCUCACGCAGCGGGUUGAGUUGCUUCUCAAGGCUGUUCGAGAUUGGAGUGGAUCAGGUGGAUUCAAGGAUCCCACCGCGAAACAAAUCGUUGGCGGCAAGCUUGACUUGGAACACCUUGAUCUCUGGCUGCGCCAGAGUAAGAAGGAUCCGUGCUUCAGUCCCAGCAUCAUUCGACACUGGGGUGACACCCUGGAGGCGCAUAUCCGACAUAACCUGUCUCGCUUCAAAUACGCGCAUCUUUUCGGAAGCUUGCUUACUGAAUGGACUGGGAGCGGGGAUUCCGUCACUGGACUUCUAGACGUCGAGGCACCCGAAGCAUCGGCUUCCAGCACGCCAACAUCUCAGGAGGAGUUCGUGGACAUGGGGAGGAAGGAAAUGGUGGAGCAGAUGGAGCAGCUUCAAGAAAUUAUCUUCACGCCCGCCGCGAUCGACGUGCCCGCGUACCACUCGUAUCUGGAUGGCCUUUUCUCGACUGACAUCGGCAAGGAAGUGCUCACGUCCGUCAGAGAUAAAAUCAAAGCAGCCUCUGUCCAACUCCAGCACGAGCGGAUUACUGCAGCUGAUAUGUCUUGGACGAUUCAAUCGGCACUCUCAUCGGACUUGAUGAACGAAGCGAAACGCGCGACGUUGAAGGAGAUGGCUGCGAGUACCGUCGUUCUGGAGGAAUUGGCGAGUGUGUUAACGAUGCGUUUGGCGGACUUGGAGUCAUGGACAUGGCCUGCAGAUGGUAUCCUCGUCGAUAUGCGCCGUGCUCUGAACGGGAAAUACCGGGCCUUUACCGAUCCUGAUAUUCUCGAUGGCCUCUUCCUCGAGUACAUUGGCGUCAAGUGGCAAAUCACCUUCAAAUCGGCGUUCCAAUCGGUCUUCUCUUCUAAGCUCUGGAAGCCAUCCAUUCCCUUCAUUCCCCGCAAAGAGCUCGAACAUCGCCGCCAGUUUAUCAAUGCCAGUGAAGAAGCCUUCCGAGGUAGCUUGGAGAGCUCUCGGGUCGAUAACCGAAAGAACCACUUCUUUAUGUCGCAGCUCACCAACAGCACAGUACGACGCCAUUAUGAUGACGGUAAAGGUGAAGAAUCUGGAAAUGAAACACUCCAAGCCAUACAGAUCAAACAACGCCUAAUACAUGUCAUGAUGACUGACUGCCUCCUCAAUACUGCUCUGCAUAAGACACAUACCGUCGUUCGGAGCGACUUCGAAUGGUUCGGCCCAUCUCUCCCCCACGAUUCCAUACUGGCUACCCUGGAGUACUUUGGCGUCUCCAAAUCGUGGUUGAAGCUGUUCAAGUCCUUCCUUCGUGGGCCCAUCCGUUUCCAACAAGAUCCCUCUGGUGUCGUCCGUGUGCGCGAACGCGGCACGCCUGUCAACUACUCAAUUUCCCAGUUACUUGGCGAGGUCCUUCUUUUUGGUAUGGACUUCGCGGUCAACCAACGCGCCAACGGCCUGUAUCUCUACCGUCUUCACGACGACCUGUGGUUGUGGGACCCGGAUCAGGAGCGAUGCGAAGCUGCUUGGGCGGAGAUGUCCAAGUUUGCCUCCAUCACCGGUUUGAAGUUCAAUGAAAAGAAGACGGGCGCAGCGCGGGUUGGAGGAGAGCUCAGUGCGAAGCUCCCUCGUGGGGAUGUUCGUUGGGGAUUCCUCAAGUUCGAUGUUGAGCAGGCUCGCUUCACCAUUGACCAAGAGGAUGUCACGCCUCAUAUCGUUGAACUCAAGCGCCAGCUCGCUGCGACUAAGUCUGUCUUCGGAUGGGUAAACGUAUUCAAUCGAUACAUGGCCUUCUUCCGGAGGAACUUUGGCGGUCGCCCACCAGCAUGCUUCGGGCAACCUCUCAUCGAGGACAUUAUAGAUACCUUUGCGAGGAUCCAAAGGGAACUAUUCCCGGACCACGUCGGUGGCGCGAUCGGGUACCUCCAAUCCUUGAUCAAAACACGGUUCGGGGUGGACAACAUACCUGAGGGAUAUUUCUACUUCCCUAUCACCCAAGGGGGUCUCGAGCUCCGCAAUCCUAUGAUCGAGGCCUACGCUCUACAGAAAUCAGAUCGUGCAACAGAUCGGGCGAACGAACGGGAAAACUCUGACGACAACCUGCUUCCUACGGAGUUGUUUGUCAAGCAGAUGGAGGAGAAGGACAAGCAACAUUAUCGAGACCACCAAGAAAACUGGGACUCCGGGCGAACGACGAAGACGUUCCAGCUGGGCGCACCGGAUGAGUUUAUGUCAUUCGACGAGUACGUCAAGCAUAGGGAAACGCUCCUCGAGCACUGGCAAGAUCUCUGGCUGGAGAUGCUACGGGUACCCGAUCCCCGCGAUAUCACUCUACCCCCUGUGCUUCAAGCGCUACAGACGGGGUCCGGCAACGAUUAUUAUACUCACUACGUCCUUGCCCUUUACGGCGAAGAAUUGGUGCGGAUGUUCGGAAGCCUGGAACUAGUCGACGCAAACUUGAUUCCAGUCGGAAUGGUGGAUUUGUUCAAGACUUCAAAAUUGAAGUGGGAUCAGUAG